Oryzias latipes (Japanese medaka) is the source of this 1279-nucleotide messenger RNA. RefSeq names its product protein C1orf43 homolog. The record is from RefSeq and is a predicted model, not a curated record. Gene Ontology annotation, biological process: phagocytosis. NCBI's taxonomy places the organism in Eukaryota, Metazoa, Chordata, Actinopteri, Beloniformes, Adrianichthyidae.
UUUUGGACUUCCGGAAACAGCGCCCCUGCUGGUCAAAAAGAGAACCGCUUGUUGUGACCGGAGCGAUGCGUCCUUUCCUUUAUCAGAGAGUCAGCAAACGGGCUAACGAGGUGAGUCACGCGGGUUAGCUCGCUCGCGGCAUAGCUGUCCGGAGGUAAACAAACAUCAUGGCGGAGUCGUCGCCUCUGUCGGGCGUCAACGUGGUGCUGGUGAUGGCGUACGGGAGUCUGGUCUUCGUGCUCCUCUUCAUCUUCGUCAAAAGGCAGAUCAUGCGCUUCGCCAUGAGGUCCCGCCGCGGGCCGCACGCGCCCAUCGGUCACAACGCGCCGAAGGGUCUGAGGGAGAAAAUCGACUUCAGCCUGGCGAAGGUCCAGGAGAUCCGCUUCGAGCCGCGCCUGCUGUCGGAGGAAGACGACCGGCUGCUGCCCCGAUCUCACAUCAGUUGUUAUAACUAUCUGUUCCGAAUGAAAGCUCUGGACGCCAUCCGGGACUCUGGAAUUCCGCUGCAGGACAUAAGCCGCAACCCCAGCGGCUUUACGGGUCGGAACUUCAGGAAUUGGCUGCUGGAGCUGCGGAACUCCCACUCCCUGAUCAAAAGCAGCCGCAGCGCGCUCAUCGACCGCCUGCUGGAGGGGUACGACGACGCUCGCCAUGGAACGGGGGUGUUCGGGGAGGCCGAGUUUCUGGAAUACCAGCAAGCUCUUAACGAACUGGCUGAAGUGGUGAAGGCCUAUUCCAGUAACACCAGCCUGGACCAGUUCCACCAGUCGGCAGCUAAAGACCUGACGGGGUCCCCCGUCCGUGGCGCCCCGUCCACCAUCCAGGUGACCUACCUGCCCUCCGCGGGCCAGCGCAGCAAGAGGCCCAAACACUUCCUGGAGCUGAAGAGCUUUAAGGACAACUACAACACUCUGGAGAGCACGCUGUGAACCCCGACUGAGGGGGCACGGGCGGCGGUGCGUUCAAGGACAUCCCAGAAGCUGUAAAUUUGACUUUUAGAGGAGCUUUACUAUCCGGAGGAAAGCGGCUCCGUAUGCUGGUAUUUUUUUUAAAUGUUCUGUUUUUUUGUUCAGAAAACUGAAUUGCUUUAACGUACAUUUAGACUUAUAUUAUGAAGGGGAAAAAAUUCAGAAGAGGAAUUUUUUUGUUUGUUUUUGUUUGAAACAGCUUGAUAUUUAUUUUUGGUGUUAACUUAUUUAAUUAAUGCUGAUGACUUAUUUUGUUUGUAUUUCAUUAAACUAUGUUUUAAAGAAUCCAUUAAAUUAUGUUUAAAUGUUAA